UUCACCGUCGCUAAGUUACUGCGGAGGCUGGAGAACCUGCGAUAAAUAACAAGACGGGCGCCAGGAAGGCCCGCAGCGGGUCAGGCAGGACAGGGCAGCAUCGAUGGAGAGAGGAAGGAAGUACUUACCUGCGAAACAAAGCUUAAGUGUGCCAUCUAGUGUUGGGAAAUGAAACACUCUUCAGAGAAAUUAAACUUCCUUCAGAAAGGAAACCCCAGGAUAGGAACAAGCAAUUGUGAAUGAGUCUUCAAUUUGACAGAAAGCAAAAACAAGCUUAAUGAGCCGUGAUGGACUUCAGAGGCAAGAAAUAUGAGCGAGGGAGCAACUGGUCCGACCCUGAGGUGGUGGAAUUGCUACAGCUUUGGGCCGAUGAGUCAGUGCAAAUGGAGUUGGAGAGUUGCUUGAGAAACCAACACGUUUUUAACAGGAUCGCUGAAGUCUUAAGAGAAAAGGGGAUCCACAGAACAGGAGACCAAUGCAGGGAGAAGGUUAAAAAGAUGAAACUUGAAUACAGAAGGAUUAAGGACAAUAACAAGAUCUGUAGGGGAGGAAGGACAUGGAAAUUUUUCGAGGUGAUGGACAGAGUCUUGUCUAACAGACCAAAUAUUUGUUACAGUACUGUGGGCAACACAGUGAUAACACAGCAGAUAUUACCAGGUGUACUAGGGGCAGGAGAUGGCUACCAUCCUCAUCAUCACCACCACCACCAUCUCACUGCUCAUGGGAUUUCUCAUUCACACCAUCCUCAGGAACUAAUGGAUAUUAAGUGCGAGGAGGUGGACUCAGAUGGACGCAGUGCGACUCCUGAGCCACCGCCUUCUCUCGUUCUUCACCCAGGCGGUGGGGAAGAUCAUGGAGUGGACGGCAGCCUCUUGGAAAGGGGACACCACAACACUUCACCCGUCAUCGGAGUGGACAUUCCUGCAGAGAAUACCAUCUCACCAUCAGGAUACAAUGAGCCAAGUAUAGGGACCUCCUCAGGGAUGCGCGGCUCAGGCCCUGCUUUUUCAUCCCUCCACAGACUUCGUCGGAAAAGAAAGCCCCCUCGUGUGAAAGACCCCCUGGACGACAUCCUUCUCAAGUUUCUGACUGCUCAACGAGUGGUGGAGGAACGGUUCUUACAAAUGGAGGAGCGGAGAAUGCAACGAGACAUGGAACUGGAAGAUCGGCGAAUGCAAUUGGAGCAGCGCCGAAUGGAACUGGAGAGGGAGCACGAGUACAGAAUGUUCACCAUAUUCGCCCAGAUGGUGAACGCUCUCAGGCACGGUGGUUCCACACAGAGCAUGGGUUUGGACCUCAGCCAAGCUUUCACUCCGUCUUCAGGUCAAGCUCCUGAGAUGGGUCAUGUCCCGUCAUCAUCCUCGACCACUGCCUCUAAAGAGAAUAGCAGUAGAGUCAUGCAACAGCAGAGUAAAUCCUUACCGAACGGGCUGCGAGAUGUUGUGUUUGAUGCGGAACCUAAUUCAACAUUCCAAAAUUUCAAUUCCAGUAUUUACUUAUCAAAGCGAGGAAAUGAAAUUAAUAAUUUCUGUGGCGGACUGCAAGAAGGUUUUGUGGCCUACCAUGCAGAUAAGCAUGAUGAAGACACAAACCCGAAUGGCAUUGUUAAUCUGGGAACGAGUGAGAAUAAACUGUGCUUUGACCUGCUUUGCAAGAGGCUGACACAGAAAGACAUGUGUUACAUAGAUCCUCAACUUCUACAGUAUUCAGACUGGAAGGGCCACCAGUUUCUCAGAGAAGAAGUUGGCAGAUUUUUAACGUACCACUGCAAGGCACCAGCACCUCUCAAACCUGAAAAUAUAGUAGUCGUUAAUGGCUGUGGAUCUCUCUAUGCCUCGCUGGCUACUGUGGUCUGUGAUCCUAAAGAUAGAAUCAUACUGCCCACUCCAUUCUAUGGGGUUAUCACAGGAGAUAUAUUUCUCUACAGCUCAAUCAAGCCUCUACAUUUGCAUUUGGACAGCAAAGUGACUGACGAUCAGACACGUCCAUUUCAGUUAACUGUAGAAAAGCUUGAAAAAGCCAUGCAGAUUGCACAACGCCAGGGCUUGUCGAUCAAGGCCAUGAUUUUGAUGAAUCCUCACAAUCCCUUGGGCGAUAGUUAUUCGGGAGCAGAAAUGACAGAGUUUCUUGAAUUUGCUAAAAGGUACAAAUUGCAUGUAAUAGUGGAUGAAGUGUACAUGCUCUCAGUGUUUGGUGAUGCCUGUUCUUUCCAAAGUGUCCUCAGCUUGCAGAGGCUACCUGAUCCUCAGAGAACUCAUGUGAUGUGGGGAAUUAGCAAGGAUCUGGCAGCCAGUGGACUUCGAGUAAGUACACUGUACACAGCGAACAUGGACAUCAUCAGUGCCUUGGGCCAGCUGUCCUAUUUUCAUGCUCUUCCAGGACCCACACAACAUGCAGUAGCACAGUUAUUGAAAGACCGAGAUUGGAUCAACCAGGUGUUUUUACCAACGAAUCGUGCCAGGCUAAAAACAGCUCACAAGUACAUAGCAGACGAGCUAACAGCGAUGGGCAUUCCUUUCCUGAACCGGUCUGCAGGCCUUUUUAUCUGGGCUGAUUUUAGAAAGUAUUUAAAGAGCCCGACAUUUGAAGAAGAAAUAAAACUAUGGAGGCAGCUUCUCGAAAACAAGGUUCUCAUCAGCAAUGGGAAGGAGUUUUUCUGCUGUGAGCCAGGAUGGUUCCGUAUCGUGUUUUCUGACAAAACCUACAGAAUACAGUUAGGAAUGCAGAGGCUCAAGAAGGUCCUAGAAGCGCAAGAGACCGAAGCUCCACCUAUUGCUAAGGAGCCCCCCUGUCCGCCCAAUGCAGAGAGUAAAGCUGAAAGUGCUGAAGAUCUCCUCGAUGUCGCUGGGCAGCCUGAACCCCCCAACCCUGCCCUCGAUGGUCUCAUUGGACUUCUGAGGCAGCAGAUGCGGACAUCCGACUGGCUGCAGAGAAACACGGCGGAGCAGUUUGCUCAGGAGAAUCCAGAGGUGUAUGAAGUCUUCUGUAAACUCGCAGAAAAGACAGAGUGAAACCAAUGAAGCCAAUCUGAAUAUUAAGAAAAUGAAGUUAUGAAAAAUAUUGUAUCUACAAAAAUUAAUCAGGCGAGUCUGGAUGUCAUAAUAGCCGUCGACACUGCUCUUUCAUCUCUGGGACAAGGGUUUGUUUGCAGCCCAGUUAUUACAGUACAGUUUAUAUUUAUAGAACAUCUUUCAUGUGGGGAGGAUGUCCCAAAGUACAUUCACAGUGCAGAAUGGGCACCCAAGCUGGUGGUGGGAGCUGAGUGGGGGUGGGAUGGGAUGAAUGCCUAUCAUUUGUUAGCUGUAAAAGAUUCUUUUUAUGAAAUUAGUUGGGACAUUCUAAACCCACGCCUUUGGAGAUCAGGUGACAGCACAAAACUGCCAAUAAUCUGGUACUAAAUGGCAAGUUUGGACAAUAGGAGCUACUACAAUGGCUUGUGAGAAGCAGAGAAUAUACACUGAUAUCUCUUCUACAGUUAGGGCUGAGACAAAGUAGAAUAAGAUCCUGUACAAGUUUUCACCAAGUCAGAGAAUGGUGCCUACUUAUUGGCGAGCAGAAGAGUCUUUGAAGCAAUGUGUAAGGACCUGAAAAUAUUGAUAUUGAUUAUUGAUGUUCCCAAGUUAAUUUCCAGCACAUUAAAUGUUCUGUUGAUUGUU
This is a messenger RNA of Callorhinchus milii (elephant shark), 3656 nucleotides long. RefSeq names its product 1-aminocyclopropane-1-carboxylate synthase homolog (Arabidopsis)(non-functional) (gene accs). Bases 288 to 3011 code for a protein of 907 amino acids. The record is from RefSeq and is a predicted model, not a curated record. Gene Ontology annotation, biological process: amino acid metabolic process; biosynthetic process. Gene Ontology annotation, molecular function: pyridoxal phosphate binding; transaminase activity. The transcript is spliced from 18 exons. Lineage: Eukaryota; Metazoa; Chordata; Chondrichthyes; Chimaeriformes; Callorhinchidae.